Molecule: messenger RNA, 2438 nt
Organism: Nelumbo nucifera (sacred lotus)
Lineage: Eukaryota; Viridiplantae; Streptophyta; Magnoliopsida; Proteales; Nelumbonaceae
Source: RefSeq, a predicted model, not a curated record
CCGUUUGGACAUGCGCCGCUUUUACGGGGAAAUUGCCAUCCUGCUCUCUCUCUCUGUUCUUUCUCCUUCACAUGCGUUUCUUUGCGAGUGCCUAGAGGUUCUCCAGGGCCAGGGUUUUCUCUCUCGCCUUUGCUCUGCAAUACGAUUUUCUACAGUCUUGGAGUGCCUGGGUUACUGGUUUCUCCAGUUACUCUGAUGGCGGAGAAUCCAUUGCCAGGGCUUUGACGGUAGAGAUGAUCGCAUGGUACACUUCGCACUGUCUCGGUUGAGUGCUCUCAAGAUUCAGAAAGGAGAUAUCACUCGGUGGUUCGUCGAUAGUACUUCCGACGCCAUAUCCAACAGAAUACUGGUUUCUCCAGUUCCUCUGAUGGCGGAGAGUCCAUUGCUAGGGAUUUGAUAACGUCCAACGGUGGAGAUGAUCGCAUGGUUCACUUCGCACUGUCUCGGUUGAAUGCUCUCAAGAACCAGAAAGGAGAUACCACUCAGUGAUUCGUCGAUGGUGGAUUGUGUGUUGGUGGCACUUGACCAAAAGUUCCCAAGGAUUGGGCUCCAUCAAUGAAGGCAAGGCUUUUAAUGGUCUGCUCAUGUCAACUAUCAAUCUAUCAUAGUUCUACCCUGUCUAUGGUGGAUUGAAGUCUGCUGCUAUUUCAAGUAAACAAACACAUGAAGAAAGUGUAUUGUCCAUUUGGUUUGUUGAUGGAUGUGGAGAAAUGGAUUCAGUGAUGGAAGAUUUGGAUCGAGCUGAUGAACGGACAUUUAGGGUUAAUUUCAGUAGGGAUGGAGUGGUAAAGCUGCGAGAGAGAGUGAAGGAAAAGUUGAAAGAGUUCAUGGGGGACUACACCGAUGACACUCUCGUGGAAUAUGCCAUUGUUUUACUCAGAAAUGGCAGGCAUAAAGGAGAGGCGAGGAGUGAGCUGAAUGUUUUUUUGGGGGAUGAUAGCGAUUCUUUUGUAUCCUGGCUCUGGGAUCAUCUCUCUUCAAAUUUACAUCUAUAUGUGCAACCUGGAGAAACUUGUCAAGAUGAAGUGACUAAGAGAAAGCCUGUAUUGAUUGAACAGACAGAAAGAUAUGAUCCCAAGGAUCUAGAUUCUGAAUCUGAAAGGGAAAUCUUAACCAAGGAACCUAGAAGCCGACGGAAUAGGGAAUGGAAAGGACUAGUGAGAGAUGUAGCUGAGCCCCCUCCUCUUCGAAGCUCAGAGAUUGGUGAUUUGCACUCAGGCGAGAAGACUCAUGGAGGAUCUGGUCGUAAUAAACGAUCACACUCUCCCCGACCUUCACACCAAAGAAAACGGAAUCGACAAGAUGAUCGGCAGCCAACAAAGAGAGAGCUAAACUCCCAUCCAACCAUUGAUGCCCCUCGCCGGUUGCUUCAAUUUGCUGUGCGAGAUGCAGUUGGGACUUUAAGGCCAUCAAAUGCAAGAACAGAGUCGGCAUCAAAACGUCUUCUUUCUGUGGUUUCAACAUCCACAGGAGAUUCGUCCUUGGGUGAUAGAUCACAGAGGAUAAGAUCGGUUGCAAGAGUACCAAGUACAAUGAAAAGUGCAAUUAAAGCAUCAGCAGAAGCUGCUGAAGAUGUAACAAAGGUUAAAUGUUCAGGAAAUGUAUUCAACCGAUUGGGACGGGGUACGAAUGUGUCAGGGGCAACAGCCCAAGCAUCAGGGUAUGAAAUACAUACUUUGAAGAACAGAGAAUAUAGAGAUCUUGACCAAGUUGGAGGAGUGGCUAACUCAGAUUAUAUGCAAAGACAUGAUUAUGGUGAACUGACAGGGAAUAUGGCAAUGUUGGACAGGGGAGCUGUCUUGACAUCUGAUUCUGUAUCUGAUAAUGAUGGUUAUGAUGAUGUUGUGGAUCACAGGGUUAUAAAUGCUUCUCAGACUGAUACAUCUGUUGGAGACAAGGAUGGAGAUUCACUGAUGGUGCAGUACAGAGUAGCUAAAAAUACAGAUGAAGCUGCGAGGAAAACACGAAUGAAAGAUCAGGAUCCAUCUUUGGCAGCAAACACUUCUCGUAAGAUUGUGAAGAUCUCGGUGAAUGUAAAUACAUGGAAACCACCACACUAUGAGGCUCCAGGGGAGGUUAGAGACACAGAGUAUAGGAAAACAGCACAUGACAGCGGGGUGGGUGAAGUUAAGCCUGGUAUUCGGUUAAUGAAAGAGAAGAACAAUGUUGCAGCUAGUAUUGAGAAUGAAUCACCUACUAUGCAGGCUCCUCAGGAAUCUCAAAAGACUGUGCCCCCUGCCACUUGUUCAUAUUCUACCAGUCGUCCUUCGGAGGAUGCUGAUUCUAGGACCAUCUUUGUCAGCAAUGUUCAUUUUGCUGCCACCAAGGAUACCCUUUCUCGACAUUUCAACAAGUGUGGUGAAGUUCUUAAGGUUAUUAUAGUGACUGAUGCAGCAACAGGGCAACCAAUAGGGUCGGCCUAUGUGGAGUUCAUGCGG